Molecule: messenger RNA, 969 nt
Organism: Triplophysa rosa
Lineage: Eukaryota; Metazoa; Chordata; Actinopteri; Cypriniformes; Nemacheilidae
Gene: rnf141
Product: ring finger protein 141
Exons: 6
Coding region: 170-853 (227 amino acids)
Biological process (GO): protein autoubiquitination
Molecular function (GO): ubiquitin-protein transferase activity
Source: RefSeq, a predicted model, not a curated record
ACCUUUACGCGUGGCGGCGUCAUGACGAUGACGUCAUCGCAUCGCGUCAGUUUCGCUAUCCUGUUGUUGUCAUCUUUAUUGUUUGCUGGAUGAAACAAAUGUCAGCAGGAUCUGCAGCAGUGAAUGAGGUGUAGUGUUGUAACUGAGCAGUCCUCCGUGUGGACCUGAGAUGGGCCAGCAGCUUUCUGGCCAGGCGGUGAGCAGACUGCCUGAGAAACUGAUCAAACAUGUCGGGCUGGUGCGAGACAGUGGCUACCUCACCUACGAUGAGUUCUUGGGUAGCAUGGCAGAGCUCAAUGAUGUAACUGCUAAACUAGCUUCCGGCCAGAAGAAACAUCUUCUGUUUGAAGUGCAGCCUGGAUCUGAUGCAACAGCUUUAUGGAAAGUUGCUGUGAGAAUAGUGUGCACCAAGAUUAACAAAGUGGAUGGAAUGGUGGAGGCCUCCCGCAUUAUGAACCUCUACCAGUUUCUCCAGCUCUACAAAGACAUCACCAGUCAGGCAUCUGAAGUCAUGAGUUUGGAGAUGGCAACAGGAGGAUCAUCUGGACAGCCAUCUUCAGAAGAUACCUGCCAGGCCAGCAUGUGGAUGGGCAGGGUGAAACAGUUGACAGAUGAAGAGGAAUGCUGUAUUUGUAUGGAUGGUAAAGCAGAUCUUAUUCUACCUUGUGCUCACAGCUUCUGCCAGAAGUGUAUCGACAAGUGGAGCGGUCAGAGCAGAAAUUGCCCCAUCUGUCGUAUUCAGGUGACUGCCGCCAAUGAAUCAUGGGUCAUGUCGGACGCUCCCACAGAGGAAGAUAUAGCUGGAUACAUUCUCAAUCUUGCAGAUGAAGCUGGUCACCCACACAGACCUUAAAAUUAAACUUUGUGCCACUGUCUCUCUCUGUCUCCCCAUUGCCUAUUACAUGACGUACUGUAAAUAGUAAAUGUAUUUAUUGCAGUAUAAUGUGAUUCACUGAAGAUAAUAACGAC